Messenger RNA from Penaeus vannamei (Pacific white shrimp), 1797 nucleotides. RefSeq names its product nuclear factor Y-box B (gene Nf-YB). The record is from RefSeq and is a predicted model, not a curated record. Gene Ontology annotation, molecular function: DNA-binding transcription activator activity, RNA polymerase II-specific; protein heterodimerization activity; RNA polymerase II cis-regulatory region sequence-specific DNA binding. NCBI's taxonomy places the organism in Eukaryota, Metazoa, Arthropoda, Malacostraca, Decapoda, Penaeidae. Gene Ontology annotation, biological process: regulation of transcription by RNA polymerase II. Gene Ontology annotation, cellular component: nucleus; CCAAT-binding factor complex.
CCCGGGUGGAUCUCGCGGGCGGCCGUGAGGGCGGGAUGGGCGGCGUAAAAGGCAUUUGGGGAAACGACGGGAGGAAAAAGCGAAAAAAGAAAUGGCCGUCUUGUGGGAUAUGUUCUUCCCCCGUGUCCUAAAAUUAGUCCUUGUGGCUCGAGGACGGUGCCAUGCCUCCUGGGCUGGACACCUACCCCCUGAGGACACAUCGUAGGCUCGCUAGUCCUCUCGAGGGGUUUGCGAAGCCUAUAUAGGCCUAUGUCGAGGUUCCCAGCGCUGAUAAUAUUCGAAAAGGGCAAUUAACGCGAGUCGGGCGAGGAUGUCUGCGUCCUGCUGCAAGGAAAUAGUUGCUCAUCCUGCCAAAACAAAGGCAGGGUGUUCUAGCAAGAAAUAUUUACGGUAUCUGAUGCCUCGUUUGCCUUUCAGCACGUACUUUGGAUAAAUAGGAAUAAGGAUAUGGGGUUAUGGAGCAUGUGUGUAAGAAGACAUAAUGGAAGGUGCCGAAAGCGACGACAUCGGGGCUUCCUUCCUGUCCUCUGAACAGUACAUGGUUGAGGGCCAUGUUGGCCAUGGACACCAACACGAUGAUGAAGACAAGGAAGACCUCCCGCAUCUUCUCCGAGAACAAGACCGCUUCCUGCCCAUUGCUAAUGUUGCGCGGAUCAUGAAGAAGGGAAUCCCAAAGACUGGCAAGGUAGGAGGAAACAAAAUUGCAAAGGACGCCCGAGAAUGUGUACAGGAAUGUGUGAGUGAAUUCAUCAGCUUUGUAACGAGUGAAGCUUCAGAUCGCUGUCAUCAGGAAAAAAGAAAGACCAUUAAUGGUGAAGAUAUUCUCUGGGCCAUGAAUGCUUUAGGAUUUGAAAACUACGUAGAACCACUUAAAAUUUACUUACAAAAAUUCCGGGAGUCCACGAAGGGAGACAAGCCCUUGGAUAAUACCUUGGAAAGUGCCUAUGAGGUAGACUUCGGAAACAACAUGACCACCUUUGCAACAGAACAUGUCAGCCAGUCGGACAUUGUGUGCACGUAUGGCCCAGCGGGGCAAGUGUCACAGCAGUUCACUUUAGGUUAAAUACUCUAAUAGUUAGUGUGUGUGUUAGUUUGAUAAUUUUAUGCAAAUCAUAAAUGAAAUUUUCAUUGAAAUUGGGUGAAUAUUUUCUGGCAUAGUCUAUGCAUUCGAGUGUGUUGUUGUUCUGAAGAGGAAUCUUCAUCUCAUUAUGUCCGUCACUAGCAUUGUUCAAGGAUGUUAACACUCUUCAAGUUUCUCGGAAAUGAUGAGUGAAGAUGAAGUUUGCAUUGCCAUGUUUUGUUAUCAUGACCUUAGUGGCCAUGAAGGUGAUGGUAUUUAAGGAGAAUUACUUACCAUGUCGGCUACGAGAACUUGUACCUCACACGUUUUCUGAGCCAGUUGGAAAUGCCAGAACCAGAAUGUCUCUUGUGGAACUAGAAUAUGUUUGAUGAAGGAAUUGGCUCUUGGCCGUGCCUGUUAAUCUGUUACAAGAAUUAUUAAAACCUCAAAUUUUGGGGUUCAUCAUUUUUUUUAUUACAUUGUGGUGGAACCAGAUGAACUUUUGAUGGAGGUACAAGAUAGCCAUUGCUUUUGGGUGAAAUAAACUAUGUUACCCAGAACGUGAUGAUAAAUAAUUCAGGUUUUAUUUACGAAAGAGAAGUUUUUAUGUAAUUAAUAGGUGGGGCAUUCACUUCCAGUCCCAGGGUAUUCUAGGUCCAUGUGACCAUUUUUUGAAGGAUACGCAGACUAUUGUAUUCUAAGGUUUUGUUUUACAGUAAAAGCAAAUAUAUAUGGUU